UCUGAUUUUCAUCUCAUAAGUAUUUUUAAAAAAAUGAAAGCAAUGUCGAGUGCCUAUAGUUUGAAUCAACGAUCCUAACAAUUUGGAAAAUAUGUUUUUAUUGAUAUUUUGAAAUGAUAUUGCUAAGAAAAAUACGCUUACCUUUGGCCUCUUUAGGCUGGCGACUGCCUUACACACCAUGCAAUCGUUUCAGCUCGAGUUCAAAGCGCAGUGGUGCAUUUAAUUGGGUGUCUUUUGGUCUUGCUGGCUCAUUGAUGGCAAUAAUUUCGACCGGAGUAUAUUUUUACAAGGAUUACAAAAAGAAACAAUUUGAAAUGAAUCAUUUAAGAUCGCUAGGUAAACCAGCUAUCGGUGGACCAUUCGAUUUGAUAGAUCAAGAUGAAAAGCCGUUUACUUCGAAAAAUUUGCUCGGAAAAUGGGCCAUUUUAUAUUUUGGUUUCACCCACUGUCCUGACGUUUGCCCUGAAGAGUUAGAAAAGGUUACAAAAGUCGUUGAAAUAAUUGAUAAAAGACACGGAACCGGUAAACUGAUUCCUGUUUUCAUUACGGUUGACCCUGCCCGUGAUACACCUAGUCUAAUUAAAGAAUAUCUUAAAGAAUUUUCACCCAAAUUUAUUGGAUUAACUGGAGAUAAAAGGGCAAUCGACAGUGUCUGUAAAAGAUAUCGCGUUUAUUACUCCUCGGGACCCAAGGAUGCCGAUUCCGAUUAUAUUGUUGAUCACACAAUAAUCAUGUAUUUGCUUGAUCCUGAGGGACAAUUUUGCUCUUACUUUGGACAAAAUAAAUCUGCCAAUAUGAUAGCAGAUGAAAUAGACACAGAAAUAAUGAAGAAAGAAGAUAAAGGCUGGUUCUCUAAACGCUAAAUUAAUUCUUAAUCUUGUUUAUUGUAUUAAUAAAUUCAAUUGGAUGUUCAUAA
Tetranychus urticae (two-spotted spider mite) is the source of this 916-nucleotide messenger RNA. RefSeq names its product cytochrome c oxidase assembly factor SCO1. Gene Ontology annotation, cellular component: mitochondrial inner membrane. Gene Ontology annotation, molecular function: copper ion binding; copper chaperone activity. NCBI's taxonomy places the organism in Eukaryota, Metazoa, Arthropoda, Arachnida, Trombidiformes, Tetranychidae. Gene Ontology annotation, biological process: intracellular copper ion homeostasis; mitochondrial respiratory chain complex IV assembly. The record is from RefSeq and is a predicted model, not a curated record.